Molecule: messenger RNA, 3128 nt
Organism: Marmota monax (woodchuck)
Lineage: Eukaryota; Metazoa; Chordata; Mammalia; Rodentia; Sciuridae
Gene: Kcnab3
Product: potassium voltage-gated channel subfamily A regulatory beta subunit 3
Exons: 15
Coding region: 301-2067 (588 amino acids)
Biological process (GO): potassium ion transport; regulation of potassium ion transmembrane transport
Cellular component (GO): membrane; voltage-gated potassium channel complex; cytoplasm
Molecular function (GO): transmembrane transporter binding; potassium channel regulator activity; voltage-gated potassium channel activity
Source: RefSeq, a predicted model, not a curated record
CGUUGACAUUUUGAGCUGGAAAUUCUUUUUUGUUUUGUAGGAUUUUAGCAGCAACCCUUUUUACUAAAGGGUACUAGUAGUGGUACAUCCUUCCCCACCCCCAGUCGUGACAAUCAGAGUGUCUCCAAACCUUGUCACAUGUUUCUUGGGGGACAUAUUCCUCCCAACAAAGAACUACUGAGUAGAGGGAAGGCUGACAUGCGUCGGGUCCAGAAAGUGUGGCAACUACGCUCCUAGGAUGGAUCUCUCUUCUGAGCACAAUGAAUAAUCAAGUUAUUGAGCCUUCAGCAGGCGGGGCUCAUGCAGAUGUGCCCCUGGUCUGGCUGGGAGGCGGGCGGUUCUAUGCAGACGAGGGGGCGGUGCCUGCAUGUUGAUAAGCUGGGCUGGCUGCCGACGCGGCUGCGAGCCCCAGUAGGUCCCGCUGCGGUUCCGGCUAAAGUGGCAUCCCUCUCCCGCCACCCUUUGUCCCUGGGUCCCUACCUUCUGAGGAUCGCCCUUGAUCUUACCCUCAUCCAUUUCCUACUCCCUGAACAGCUCCCCCCCGUAUCUGAAUAUCUCCACUCCUGGAGCCCCCAGCGUUUCUCCCUUCCCGUCGCAAACCCCACGACCUCCAGCAGCCCGCCCCCGCGGGCCCGAUCUGCCAGGCGGCUCCCGCCGCAGCCUCCUCAGCCUUCCCGCUCUCCCAGGGAUCGCCCUAUUACAACCCCAGGUGUCCGCGCUGGGGUGUCCCUGCUUCUUCCUCCUGUCCCCUCAGAGCCCCCUCCCUCGCCCUGGCCAGCCGGCAUGCAGGUGUCUAUCGCGUGUACCGAACAGAACCUUCGCAGCCGAAGCAGUGAGGACCGUCUGUGUGGACCCCGGCCGGGUCCCGGGGGCGGUAAUGGAGGGCCAGUCGGUGGGGGGCAUGGGAAUCCUUCGGGGGGCGGCGGGUCCGGCUUUAAGGCCCGAGCCGCUCUGGUUCCCCGACCUCCAGCGCCCGCUGGGGCCCUGCGCGAAAGCACCGGCCGAAGCACUGGCAUGAAAUACAGGAAUCUAGGAAAGUCUGGUCUUCGAGUGUCCUGUCUUGGCCUGGGUACCUGGGUCACAUUUGGUUCUCAGAUCUCAGAUGAGACAGCAGAAGAUGUGCUGACAAUUGCUUAUGAGCAUGGUAUAAACCUGUUUGACACCGCUGAAGUGUAUGCAGCAGGAAAGGCUGAAAGAACCCUAGGUAACAUCCUCAAGCGCAAAGGAUGGAGGAGAUCAAGCUAUGUCAUCACCACCAAGAUUUUUGGGGGAGGACAGGCAGAAACUGAACGAGGCUUAAGUCGCAAACACAUCAUUGAAGGCUUGCGAGGAUCCCUGGAACGCCUCCAGCUGGAAUAUGUGGAUAUCGUCUUCGCCAAUCGCUCAGACCCUAACAGUCCUAUGGAGGAGAUUGUGCGAGCUAUGACCUACGUCAUCAACCAAGGGCUGGCCCUAUAUUGGGGGACAUCCCGAUGGGGGGCUGCAGAAAUCAUGGAAGCCUACUCCAUGGCCAGACAGUUUAAUCUGAUUCCUCCGGUGUGUGAACAAGUGGAGCACCACCUAUUUCAGAGGGAGAAAGCGGAGAUGCAGCUGCCUGAGCUCUAUCACAAGAUUGGUGUUGGUUCAGUCACUUGGUCUCCUCUGGCCUGUGGUCUCAUUACUAGCAAGUAUGAUGGGCGACUCCCAGAUUCCUGCAGGGCCAGCAUCAAGGGCUACCAGUGGCUCAAGGACAAAGUACAGAGUGAGGAUGGCAAGAAACAACAAGCCAAAGCCAUGGACCUUCUGCCCAUUGCUCACCAGCUGGGCUGCACUGUGGCCCAGCUUGCUAUUGCCUGGUGUCUCCGCAGUGAGGGUGUCAGCUCGGUUUUGCUGGGGGUGUCCAGUGAAGAGCAGCUGAUGGAACACCUGGGCUCACUACAGGCCUUCUUCCUAAUCCUGGGCAUGAGCUAUGGGCGUACACUCUCUGCCGUUUGGUCUGGCUCCUUUCUCUCUUCUCCCUUGUGCCGGGGCCCAGAAAAAACACGGCAGAUGCAAGAACAUGCAGAGUACCUCAAAAGUGACUCUUGAAAUGUCAUCAAGGGGACUCUGAUUUCCUGGAGACAGAAAGUGGGUGGAAAGUUACAACCCUCAAAGAUCACAAGGCAGAGGAGGAUGAGAUCUGCCUUCCUUAAAUACAACCUCACCAUCUCCCUUCUAUCCCCCUUCAUCCUGCCUUGAUCCUGAAGCUGGGAGCACAGAGUAAAACCUAUUUCCAAAAGAGAGAACCCAGGAGCAUGCCAUUUACUGGAUUAGCAACCAACAAGAUCAACUAAUUAAUACUUACAUCCACCCCUAUCAUCUCCCACUCAUUUUGGAAGACUGUGGAGGAAACAAAGAAGUAAAAUGUAUGACUAAACUAUGAUUAGUUCUUCUGUAACAAACACACAAGAAUUUAUCAAUUCAAAAUAGUAUUCUCCUUAAAUAGUUCUCUUGGAGAGUUAUGCAUUUCUUGUAAUGUUGCCUACCCCAUUGCUGAAUACAUUUUAAAACUCCUCUUAGAAUUGCCUUCAGAGGCAGUUUAGAAGCCCCUUGGGGGGGGGGACACCCAAAAUAAAAACCUUCCUUUACUGUCAUACCUCCUAUGUAUAUAAACAUUAGCCAUAUUUCUCACCCACCUUAUUCAUGAAUUUAACAAGUAUUUGUUUAUUGAGUUCUGCUAUAGUAUGGCACAGGGAUAUAGUGGUGAACAAAACCAGACUCAGAACAAUUGUUGUGCAGUUUACUGAUGGGAGAGAGAAACAAUCAAAUGACCACCAACCAAAUACAAACUUCAGUUGUCCAAAGUCCAGAGGGGGAAAAGAGGGGAGGGAUGAGGGGAAUAGCAUACACAAAGGCCUUUUGAAGAAGGGAACUUGCAAGCUGUGUUAGCUUUUCGUUGCUUUGACAAAAUGCCUGAUUAAACAACUUAAAGGGAGGAAAAAUAUUUUGGCUCACGGUUUCAGACUUUUCAGUUCAUGGUCACUUGGCCCCUUGCUUUUGGACCUAUGGUGAGGCAAAAUAUCAUGAUAGAAGCAUACUGGAGAGGAAACUCUCAUCUCAUGGUGGUCAGGAAGCAGAGGAAAAGGAAGGGUCCAGGUCCCAAUAUCCCC